AUGCGUUUUCGCUUCGAAAAGACAUUUGUUACAAUACGUACUGAGCUUCUCGCUCAUUUCACUGAACAUGGCAUGCCGCCAGAUGCCGCUCUGGACUGCAACGUCCCUGGCGGGAAGCUGAGCCGAAGAAACAGCGUUGUUGACAUAGUCAAAAUUUUGAAGGGUCGCUUGUUGAUAGAUGAUGAGUACCUGAAGGCUGCCGUUCUCGGCUGGUCCAUUGGGUUUCUGCAAGCCGUCUUCCUUGUCUCCGAUGACUUUAUGGAUGGUUCUAUCAGUCGACGGGGCCAGCUGUGCUGGUAUUGUCGAGAUGACGUCGGGACUAUUGCGAUCAAGGAUGCACUGCUUUUGGAGGGUAUUAUCUAUCGUAUGCUUCACGCGCACUUCAGGGAUCUCAUAUAUGAGGUGACCCACAUGACAGAAAUGGGUCAACUUGUGGACCUCAUUACUGCACCACAAAACAAGGUUGAUCUCAGCAAGUUCUCACUCGACCGACAUCGCCUCAUCGUAACGUAUAAGACAGCAUUCUACUCAUUCUACCUCCCCAUUUCGAUGGCCAUGCUGAUAUGUGGAAUUUCCUCAGACCCCUCGGACCCCUCCGAUCCUUACAAGCUCGCCUCGAGAAUCCUUCUCCCUCUUGGAGAAUAUUUCCAACUCCAGGACGACUACCUCAAUUUCGUUGGUACGCCCGAACAGAUUGGAAAAGUUGGCACAGACAUCGUCGACAACAAGUGCUCCUGGUGCAUUAAUGUCGCCCUCAAUGCAAAUUAUGGUAGGAAGAAUCCUGAAUGCGAGAGAUGCGUAAAGGAUGUCCUCGAGGAAGUUGGCAUUCACGCUCGCUACGAGGAGUAUGAGGACACGCAUGGCAGAAUUAGUGCUCUCAUCGAUGAAUUGCCUGAAAUUUGGAGCAUGCCUGGAGAAGCCGCUGUCAGACGAGAGGUAUUCAGGACCUUCUUGGAAAAUUUCUACAAGAGGAAAAAAUAA
Molecule: messenger RNA, 981 nt
Organism: Heterobasidion irregulare TC 32-1
Lineage: Eukaryota; Fungi; Basidiomycota; Agaricomycetes; Russulales; Bondarzewiaceae
Exons: 6
Coding region: 1-981 (326 amino acids)
Biological process (GO): trans, trans-farnesyl diphosphate biosynthetic process
Cellular component (GO): cytoplasm
Molecular function (GO): (2E,6E)-farnesyl diphosphate synthase activity; dimethylallyltranstransferase activity
Source: RefSeq, a predicted model, not a curated record